AAGCAGGAAGCGGAAGCGGUGGCGGCCGCCUAGGUUCUUGGAACGAAGAUAGGCAGCGGGGUGUUCCAAGAGCAAACUGGCGCGGAGAUCGAGCCAAACUCCGAGGUUCCGGGAGGAGGGAAAGCGAGACGGGGUAGGGACCUCGGCGCAGGUCUGUAAGGGGUGCGUAGGAGUUCGCGAGGUGGGCGGGCCGAGCCGAAAGUGGACCCCCAGUUAGCGCGCGCUCCACCUACAAGAUGAACUCCAAGGCGAAGAAACGCGUGGUACUGCCCACUCGCCCCGCGCCUCCCACGGUGGAGCAGAUCCUGGAGGACGUGCGAGGGGCACCCGCUCAAGAUCCUGUUUUCACUGCCCUGGCCCCGGAAGACCCCCCAGACCCAUCCCCAAGGGCUGAGGACUCUGAGAUCCAGCAGGAGCAGAUCUACCAACAGAGCCGGGCCUACGUGGCUAUGAAUGAGAGGCUGCGGCAGGCGGGGGAAGCUCUGAGACAGAAGUUCGAUGGCCUUCGGCAAGCUGGUCAGCGGCUGGAACAGGAUAUCAGCCAGGUGACUUCAGCCACCUCCUAGAGCCGAAGUUACACCUGAUGUCCUUGGUCCAGGCCUGGGCACCUAGCAACCAGAGGCUCUGGGUCAACAUUUGCUGUCCCAACCCUGGCCCGGGGAGACCCAGUGGCCCACCUUGCCAGCUAGCAGCUUUGUUCCCUCUUCCAUCCUUAAUGGCCUCUAAUUCAUGAUGGGACUUAGGGACAUGGCCACCUCCUCAUUAUGGGGACACUGGCCUAAAUUGCAUCAAGGACUUGAUUGCAGGUCGGGGCUCAAAGCCAGUCUGCCCCAUAGUGACCGGUGUGCUCUUCUGUCCCAUGUCACCCUGGGCAGUGAAGGUCUUCAUCCCCAGCAUCCACAGCAGGCCAGCCACUGGCAUCUUGGUUGAGAGAAUGGGCUAGCUGCACGCUUCAUAGAGCCUGGCUCAGGCCCUCUAGGGCUACACUGCCUUCUCAGUUCUCCCUGGGGCCGGGGAGACUCAUCAAGGGAGUUUCCAUUCUGGGGAGCCCAGGGGUCCAAGAGGAACUCAAAGGCCAGGUCCCUGUGUGUGGUGAAUGUUGCCCCUUCUGGAUCUGGGGUUUAGUUUGCCUUCUUGCAGAAGACCCACCACUCUUGGGGUGGCUGGACUUUAGUUCUGGAAGAUUAAAGAUGUUUGAUGCCUGAACACAGUUCUCCCUUAAGCCAGGCUAGAUCACUGGGUACCCAAGCCCCCUGCCACCCCUUGGCAGCUCAGGCGCUAGCUACCACACCUGCCUCCUUGGGUCCCAAGCUGGCUGGAACUGUUUUGUCAGAAGUGGCCUUAGCUUGUGGCUACAUCAUUCCUGACACUCCACAUUCCUGGCGGUCACGGGGUCCAACUUGCCCUGACCAGUGCAGCUUGGACUCCUGGUCCCCACCUCCACCAUGACACCUCCACCACAAAUGACCAGUGGCUGAUGGCCAGGUACAGCUUGGCUGAACCUCAGUCAACCUCGGCUCCAGCAUGUGGGGAUGUGACACGCUGUCGAGUCAGUGGGGAGCUCAGAAACACCUUCUGGGGUUGAACAGAGCUGUAGAAGAAGGUCUUGGAACGACCCCCCCCCCCCAGAGCCAGUGAUAAAGAUGAAGCUACAGAUCG
Molecule: messenger RNA, 1659 nt
Organism: Mus musculus (house mouse)
Lineage: Eukaryota; Metazoa; Chordata; Mammalia; Rodentia; Muridae
Product: RIKEN cDNA 2310011J03 gene
Exons: 2
Coding region: 237-566 (109 amino acids)
Source: RefSeq, marked validated